Chrysemys picta bellii (western painted turtle) is the source of this 1714-nucleotide messenger RNA. RefSeq names its product transmembrane protein 242 (gene TMEM242). The record is from RefSeq and is a predicted model, not a curated record. Lineage: Eukaryota; Metazoa; Chordata; Testudines; Emydidae.
CCUGCCCAGCUCGGUUUCCAUCCGGGUUGCAGGGAGGAGCCUGGCUCGCAGACCCGAGCAUGAUGCCGGCUGCUGGCGCCGGGGACCCCGAGGGCACCGCGGCUCCCGCUGAGGGGAACCCCGGGCUGGGAACGCCCGUGGCACGGGCGGGCCGUCACCCUGCAGCAGCCCAGGACAAGUUCUUCUUCAUCAAAGGUGGAAUUUUUCUAGGUACUGUUGCUACUGCAGGAAUGAUAGCUGGUUUUGGUACAACACUUGCUAUGGCUAAAAAGAAAAACCCCAAUUGGUUCAAUAAGGGUAUUACUGCCACAGCUGCACUACCAGAGAAUGGUUCAUCGCUGGCCUUACGAGCCUUGGGGUGGGGUUCGCUCUAUGCCUGGUGUGGAGUUGGGCUGAUCAGUUUUGCCAUCUGGAAGGCUUUGGGAGUUCACAGUGAGGAAUAUGCACUACAGUCAAAAUCUGUACUCCUGCCAUUCAAGUAAUUUCCCUUCCUCCCCCAAAUCAAAGAAUUUCAUAAUAAAAUGCAAUCAAUAUUUCCAGCAAUUCCUAAAAGUGCAGAGCACUCAGUCGAAUGGGAAGACUUACUGAAAUCCAAAUGAAGGUGCAGAAAGGAUUCAGAAUUGUAUGCUUCAGUGGGAAAGACUGCAGAACUUGUGGGAAAAUCCCAUCUAAAAAAAUAAGAAAGAAAAUCAGACUGAUUUGAAGGCAUGGAAGUGAGCAAAUUAGUGACUGCUGAACAUGGGGACGGCAGUUAUUAUUUUAACCGCAAGAAAACAGUUAUGUUUUUGCUGUUACUUUUUCAGCAUUGUCAUUAGAGUUGAAUUGUGGAGAAAAGAACCUUAUGGGAUACCUUGAAAGAAGAAUAUAAUUGUAUGAGAACGUGUUUCAGUAAAACAAAAAUCAAACAAGAAACUGAUCUUGAGUGGAUAUUUACAAUAAAAUAUAGUUGCAAACUCUUACCCUCUCUUGCUUCUUGGAUAAAAUUCUAGGUUGUUUGGAAAAUAAGGAACAACAGUAAUUUCAUUGACAUUUACCUGUCUUAUUAGGAAUAAAGGAGGCUGAGUCCAUCACAUCAGAUCAGUUAAUCUAGUCUGUAGCAAAGGCAUGUAAUGGGUUACCUCAAUUCCUGAAGCUAGAGGACAUACCUGAACAAUACCUAUGGAGGGAGGGCUGAACACAUCCAACAUACCAAGGAUAUACAGGAAAUACCUAUCUGGUUUUCUCUAUAAAGUGAAGGAUGUUCUCUCUAUAAAAAACAUUUUUUUUGAUCCAUUAUCUAUUUUUUUACUGGGACUCUGUAACAACGGGUCUGAUAACUUGCACAAGAACCUGUCAUGAAAAUGUAGAUGCUAUAAAAGUGUGUGACAUCCAGUCUGCCCUAUACCACAGACACUUCUCAGCUAAGAAGCCAUGUGGGCAGGUAUAGGUUUUAGUAUCUGUGUGGUUCUUAUGGCUCUGCUACCAGGUGAGUCCUAAGUAAUGUGUCAUUUUUCAUGCUGAAAUGAUCUCAUUGUGUGGGUGUAAGCUAAGGAAGAAAAAUGUCUAAUUCAAAUGUAUUUGCAGAACUGUAGAUCUAAAACAGUUGUAAAAAUAUUUUUAAUAUGUAAAUUCUUCCAGUGAAUUUCUCCCCAAUCAGUGAUCAGAUUUCUUUUAUUAAUUGCUCAAGGUCCAAUUAGCCAGCCAUCAGGUUUAAUAAAGUGCUGUUGAAGUGUAA